Limulus polyphemus (Atlantic horseshoe crab) is the source of this 733-nucleotide messenger RNA. RefSeq names its product lysosome-associated membrane glycoprotein 5-like. The record is from RefSeq and is a predicted model, not a curated record. The coding region runs from base 1 to 699 and encodes 232 amino acids. Gene Ontology annotation, cellular component: membrane. NCBI's taxonomy places the organism in Eukaryota, Metazoa, Arthropoda, Merostomata, Xiphosura, Limulidae. The transcript is spliced from 5 exons.
AUGGACGCAGAAGCUCGAGACUUCAACAGUGAUCAUCCAGUCACCGUAGUUUCACAAAAUCUUUCUGAUGAUACGUCCAACCCUCCAAAGGAUAAACCCUACGUCUUCAAUGUAUGGAACAAAGACCACAAAGUGUGUCUUUUGGCUUCGUUUCAGGCUUCUUUCUUGAUUUCAUACGCCAGCAGAGGAGGAAAGCAGUGUUUUUCAUUAAUUAUCUUGUGGUUCACCACACAGUUUUCUCCGGAAAGUGAAGGCGCUGUUUCAACCUGGGCAGUGACGUCGGUAGAACUUCUGUUUAAUACGUCAGGUUCACCGUUCGAAGAAGCAACAAAUGGAGGAAAGAAAACAGUGCGAAACGCAGAGAACAUUAAAUUAUUCGAAACUCCGAUUGGAAAUUCAUAUUCUUGUUCCUCUCCAGAACUAAUCCCUCUCUUUGAUUCCAAGAAAGACAAAGUGGUCAGUGUAAGACUGCGUAAUGUAAAGUUGCAGCCGUUCCAAGUUGAUAACGAAAGAUUUUCAGCAGCACAUCACUGUAGUUUUUUGACAUUCGAUGGCAUGAUAGAACCCUUGCCUCAAGACGAGACCAUUCCCAUAGCUGUUGGUGGUACCUUGGCAGUUAUAGUGUUAAUCCUUGUGACAGGGUUUGCUGCAUACAGAUGGAUAACAUCUAAGAGGGUGGACUAUAACACAAUGGAGUAAUACAGAUUACAGUGGAAUGACAAAAUGGUGGGAA